Molecule: messenger RNA, 1178 nt
Organism: Dermacentor andersoni
Lineage: Eukaryota; Metazoa; Arthropoda; Arachnida; Ixodida; Ixodidae
Source: RefSeq, a predicted model, not a curated record
GGCGGUGGCCUCGGCCAGUCUCGUCAGACGCCCAGCCACCGCUGUCACGGCCGGUUACGUAAGAGAGAAAGCGAGCUGGCCCGCCGCGAUAGCGUGCCCGCCCCGUCGCAGCCACUCCGCAAUCAACGUCCGUGCGGAGCGCACCCCUCAUCGCAAGACGCCCUGGAAGCGGACUCGUUCGUAGCGCUCGCUUUGCCGUCGCCGUUCCGGCAGAGCCGCCCUCCGCAGCCAUGGCACCCGAAGCGGUCGUGUUCAGCUCGUGCGAAGCCCCGGACUCGGCGUGCGAAGAUAAGCAACAGCAGGACACGGUCGCGGCCAAGACUGCCGACGAAGAAGACGAGUCCGUGAUGUCGUGCUGCGAGAUGUCGUGCGAGUCCGACAAGGACCCGGACGACACGAAGCCGUCGCGCAUCGUGGACCUGUUCGACAGUGCCACCGACUGCAUGUACAGCCUGUUCUUCUGCGGCUACCGCAGCCUGUUCCUGGACACGUACCUGUUCGAGGACUUCAUCUUCUACACGCUGUGGAUGUUGUGCCUGCACUUCUGCAUCAACGAGAAGAUGCCCAACGACUCUCGCCACUACAUGUGAAGGGCUGCGCGCGUGUGUGUGUGUGGCUCGGAACAGACGACACCCCGACCCAGUGACCAUGCCAAAGAUGACCUGUGUGAUAGGACAGUGCCACUGUCUGUGGACUCGAGAGAGAGAGAGAGAGAAAGGAAACUGCGCGUGCUGCCAAUCAGACGUGUCGAGUCUCCUCCGAAGUGAAGGCGUCUGCCCAGCAGACGCUGUUGACAACGGUGUUGACAACAAGUCGACAUAUUUCUCGGCGGUGAUACGCGACGACGGCCCCGCUAUAGGACCCUUACUGUAAAUGUGUGCUCUGGUUCAACGAAAAAAAAAAAAAAACACUGCAAACUGUAGCGGCAGGCACCCUCCGGCAGGGACUGCUUGCUGUACGAUCGACGCUCCUCUGUUUCUCGUUCUUUUUUUUUUUUCUACCCCAUUGUGAUGAGUGCGUGUGUGCGCGUGUGUGAAAAGUGCUCAGACCAUCGCCGUUCGGCAGAGUGCGCUUUGUUUGUUGACGAAUCAAUUGGGAGCGAAUCCGCGCCUCACAGCGACCCCGGCGUCGCCUUCACGGGGAACAGUGCGCGAAUAAAACUGUGCGAAUGAACUGAC